Pungitius pungitius (ninespine stickleback) is the source of this 1391-nucleotide messenger RNA. RefSeq names its product beta-1,3-galactosyl-O-glycosyl-glycoprotein beta-1,6-N-acetylglucosaminyltransferase 3-like. NCBI's taxonomy places the organism in Eukaryota, Metazoa, Chordata, Actinopteri, Perciformes, Gasterosteidae. Gene Ontology annotation, cellular component: membrane. The record is from RefSeq and is a predicted model, not a curated record. Gene Ontology annotation, molecular function: acetylglucosaminyltransferase activity. The transcript has a single exon. Bases 23 to 1291 code for a protein of 422 amino acids.
ACCGUGUGGUUAUCUCAAGGACAUGGCUGUUUUUGCGAGGUUUUUGAAUAGCUGGAUGUUGAGGAUCCCCUCACUAAUUGUCAUCGGUAUGUUACUUUUUUUUGUCGUUUGGGAAACUGCCUUAAACAGGCAGUCAUCAUCUAAUCUCAAAAUACCACAGCAGUUCUCUGUAGACCUUCCUGGCUGCUUGGCUAUCAUCAGUGGAGACACAGAAGGCAAGAGAGAAGAACUAGCAGUCCUUCUGGCGUCCAGGAAAAGAAGAAGUUUAUUAUCUGAGGAUUUCUACCUUAAUGUGACAAAGGACUGUUCUUCUUACAUUGAAGAGAGAGGUUUCAUUACAGCACCGCUCAGUGAGGAGGAAAACAAUUUUCCCAUUGCCUACUCCAUGGUGAUCCAUGAGAAGAUUGAGAUGUUUGAGCGACUCCUACGAGCCGUUUACACUCCUCAGAACAUCUACUGUGUGCAUGUGGACCAGAAAUCCUCUAAAGGAUUCCAGAAGGCUGUGGAGGCCAUUCUCUCCUGCUUUCCUAACGUGUUUGUAGCCAGUAAGUUAGAAAGCGUGGUCUAUGCCUCGUGGUCCAGAGUGCAGGCAGAUUUGAACUGCAUGAAGGAUCUGCUGAAUUCACAGAUUCAGUGGAAGUACCUGCUGAACACCUGUGGGACCGACUUCCCCAUCAAAAGCAACGCAGAAAUGGUUCAGACGCUGAAGGCCCUCAACGGGAGGAACAGCAUGGAGUCGGAGGUGACCAACAACUACAAGAAAGAUCGUUGGCUGUAUCAUUACAACGUGACAGAUACUGUGGUCAAGACGAAUGUGAAGAAGAGUCCCCCGCCCAUCGGCAGCCCCAUGUUCACAGGAAACGCUUACUUUGUGGUCAGCAGAGCCUUUGUGGAGCACGUGAUGCAGGACAGAGAGGUUCAGCAACUCCUGGAGUGGGAGAGGGACACAUACAGCCCUGAUGAGCACUUGUGGGCCACUCUGCAGCGAAUGCCCUCCGUGCCCGGAUCAGCGCCCGCCAACAUCAAGUACGAUGUGUCAGACAUGCAAGCCCUCGCUCGGGCGGUGAAGUGGAGCAGUCUAGAAGGAGAUGUGAAAAAAGGAGCCCCGUACCCCCCUUGCAUGGGUGCACACCGGAGAGCCGUCUGUGUGUACGGAGCUGGUGACCUCCCCUGGCUACUGAGACAAAAUCAUCUCUUUGCAAAUAAGUUUGAUCCUGAUGUUGAUGAUGUUGCUAUUAGAUGUAUUGAGGCAGUUCUGCGUUUGAUGGCUUCAGGCCAUGACCGACUAUAAACAAAUAUGACAACAUUUUACGUUUUAAAAAGAAUUCAAGUUAAAAGUAAUUGGAUAAAAAUGAUUUGUGUGUAUUCACCGGAGUUAAAAGCUGCUAAAG